Molecule: messenger RNA, 1008 nt
Organism: Neoarthrinium moseri
Lineage: Eukaryota; Fungi; Ascomycota; Sordariomycetes; Amphisphaeriales; Apiosporaceae
Exons: 4
Coding region: 1-1008 (335 amino acids)
Molecular function (GO): protein binding
Source: RefSeq, a predicted model, not a curated record
AUGUUCAAUCUCGCUUGUGUGGAUGGGUUUAGGUACCCGGGGUUGGAUGAAGUCUACGUUCUUGAUUUGAUCCCGCUCACCCAAGGACCAGCUGCGAUAUCUUCAGAUCAGAAACUUUGCCUGUUUAACCCUCUUGGUCUACGGCCCGGCCCAGUCAAGGAGUUUCACACCAACCAUGGCAACCUCACAUGCGCAAAGGCAUACGAUGUGAAUAGUGCCGUCGUCGCUACUGCGGGAGAGGAUGGGAGCAUCUCCAUGUGGGACUUGCGGCAAGACGGCAGCCGCGCAGAGGUGGCUCGGAUGACAGAUAACCAGGCACCUGUCCUGUCGUUGGCCUGUUCAAGUAGUGGGUAUUCCGUCGUUGCUGGCACCGAACUGCGCCAAAGUCAAGCGUCGAUCCUGAUCUGGGACGUUCGUUCGAAUCCUACGCCGCGUCAUAAAUACCAAGAGGUUCAUAGUGACGACAUUUGUGAACUGAACUUCCACCCAAGUGACCCGAAUAUUCUCCUGUCCGGGUCCACGGACGGUCUCGUCAACGUCUAUGAUACGCGCAUCACUGAUGAGGACGAGGUAAUCAUCCAGACCUUCAAUCAUGACGCAUCCAUACACCAUGCCGCGUUCCUCAACGACACAGAUGUGUUUGCAGUAUCACACGACGAGAGGUUUGCCGUGUAUAGCAUGGCCGAGGACCAAGAGAAAGGUUCUGCCUUGACAAAUUUUGGCAACAUGAGAGAGAUCCUGGGCUGCCAAUAUAUCGCAAACGUCUCCGCCAAGGCCAACGGUGCCGGCGCCGUCAUUGGAGCGGGUACCCAUGAUCAACAGAUGUUUGAACUCGUUCACCUGUCCAAAGGGACGACGGAGUGGGCCUUGGACAGGGCUAACAGCGUCGGUCUGCCAGGUGCUCAUUCCUCCGAGAUUGUCAGGAGCUUCUGUUUCUAUGACGAGGCCCAGAUGGUGUUCAGCGUUGGUGAAGACGGUUAUAUCAAGGCUUGGAAACCGGGCGCAUGA